AUGGUCGAUCAAUGGGACGUUGUUGUAUCUUCAUUACAAGAGUUGUACAAAAAGCACGAGUCUCAAAGUUUCGAUGAUCUGGUGAACGAAAAGCGUGUCAAUUUUCAGAAUUUGGCUUUGGAGCAGCUGCGAUCGCAAUUGGAAGUCUUCUCAGCUCAUUCGCGAAACCUAGAGAGUGCGCUCGAGCUAAUUCGAGUCGUAUCGCUGAAUCUAGGCGGUGUUGUGCAGUACGCGCAAGAAGCAGAAGAUAAAUUGGAGGAAUCAGACGCUAAAGCAGUGUAUGCCGAGUCAUAUGCGGGAAGGUCUUUUUGGACUAGUCCUUUCAAUCCAAGCGAGCCAAUUAUAUUGGAAUCUGAAGUUGCUUAUAAGCCUAAAAAGGGUGGUGAUGGGGAAUGGUUUCAGUGCCAGGUGAUCAAAAUCUCUAGCGACGGCACGAAAUUCGAGGUCAGGGAUCCUGAGCCAGAUGAGUUAGGAAACCCAGGCCAAGUGUAUAAGUGCAGCUGGAAAGAUGUGAUUCUUCUACCGGCUGUGAGUACCCCGAAACAGCAGACCCCUAAUUACCCUAGUGGCACGAAGGUAUUGGCACGUUAUCCAGAGACAACAACUUUCUAUCCAGCAGUGGUGAUUGGCCAUAAGCGGGAUGGGACUUGCAAGCUAAGAUUUGAUGGUGAAGAGGAAGUUGACAAAGAGACGGAGGUUGCUAGGAGACUUGUGCUGCCCUUCCCAGCCCGGCGUUAG
Molecule: messenger RNA, 738 nt
Organism: Lachancea nothofagi CBS 11611
Lineage: Eukaryota; Fungi; Ascomycota; Saccharomycetes; Saccharomycetales; Saccharomycetaceae
Source: the annotation of a GenBank genome assembly